CAGUUUUAGACCGUUCAUUAAUGGAUAGAGAAUGAAAUGGUUAUUUCUGAGUGUUGCUGAGGGUCGAAAAUAUUAAUAGUCGAGUGAAUAACGGUCAAUUACUUUCAUAAACUACUGAUUCAACUGCGAGCCGGCGAUCUCUUAGUGUCCGCGGAGAGUUUUCCCCCGACCCAAGAAAAAGAAGUAGCCUCACCCUUUAAGUCCCUAGUAUAUUCUCUCGGUUUCCUUUUUUCUCCUCCUCACAAUCUCCGGUUCUUGCAUCACAGAUUAUCGCAUCUCCCUGCGCGGAUUUGUCGAUUCAAAGGGCUGUCUGUUUAUUUUGAUUCAGCAAUGCUUCUUUAGAUCGAGAACGUGUCACCGCCAAACGAGUCUCCCCGUGUACAGUUUAGUUUGUCACACUUUCUUCCACCCUCAAGGACCAUUACAGGCGCCCUCCCCUCUUGGAAAGUUCUUCCCGGGAUCAUAGACAGAAAUGUCCUCCGGGAAUUCUUCAACGGAAACGCACACCAACGGCAGUUUUGCAACACUGAGCUCAAGUCCACCCUCCGCACUCGGCGGCAAAGGCCAAGCCAUCCCCCCGAAGGUUACCCUGGAAGAUGCCAGUGUUGAGCUCAAGACAAUGAAUUCAGAGCGUGGAGCUGUGAGGGGGUCAAUCCCUCUUGGUGAAGAUAUCAUGCAGAUUGCCCGGAUAGGGGAGGUUUCUGCUAUGCAAAGAUUAUUCGACGAGAGGAAGUUCAGCGCCAACCAUAAGGAUGAGGAAGGGAUCACCCCAUUACACUGGGCUGCGAUCAACAAUCAGUAUGCCAUGUGCAAGUUCCUGCUAGACUCCGGCGCCGACGUCAAUGCCAAAGGAGGCGAAUCUGUAGCUACACCAGCGAUGUGGGCGGCUCAACGGUGUCACUACUAUAUCGUCCACCUUCUGCUUCAACAGGGCGCUGACCCCCUCCUUACCGACGUCCAAGGCUACAAUAUUCUUCACCUGGCUACUAUAGAUGGAAAUGCCUUCUUACUGGUGCUACUUCUGCAUCAGGAAAUACCAGUGGACGUCGUCGACCAACAAGGGCAUACGGGCUUGAUGUGGGCCGCUUACAAAGGGUACCCUGCCUUGGUGGAUUUAUUCCUGCGAUGGGGCGCUAAUGCCAAUGCUGUCGACGACAGUGGGCUUACUCCCCUCCAUUGGGCUCUCGUGAAAGGGUCCUUGCCCUGUGUCCUAAAAUUGAUCGAGUAUGGCGCGGAUAAAUUUGCAAAGACCAGGGAUGGUAAAACGCCGGCAGUUGUGGCGGGGGAGAUGAAUACCACGCGCGUGUGGUAUCGUGCUUUGGAUGAAUAUGGUUAUGACUUCGAUGGGAACGCGAAGGUUUUCUCUUCUGGAUUAACUUCUUGGGCACGUAACAAGAACUUAAUGUCCAAGUUCUUUUUCCUCUGGCCUUUCGCCAUUGUUUUCGUCGCCGUGUGGAUACUGAGCAAUAUGGUGGUAUACGCUGCUAUUCCUAUGAUGCUUGUGACUGUCUUUGGGCUACAAUGGGUAGCGCAGAAGGCCGCCAGCCAAGGUCCUUCCGAAUAUCGGAUUCUGCAAAAAACGCCUUAUUUAUCUGGCGUUUUUGCGGGCACCCUAUUCUGGGUGGGCUUCAGAUACGUCUUUUACGUACUGCCCGUGACUUACUCUACAUCUCCGAUACUUAACGUGCUUUUUGCUAUAUUUUUCUUCCUGACAACUUAUUUUUACAUAUACUCGAUGGUUGAAGACCCUGGGUUCGUUCCAAAACUCGACAGUAGAAACCAACAAAGAGCAGUCAUUACGGAGCUCUUCGAACAGUGGAAGUUCGACGAAGAAAAUUUCUGUGUUAGCUGCAUGGUCCGACGGCCCUUGCGAAGCAAGCAUUGCAAACGCUGCGGGCGCUGCGUUGCGAAACAUGACCACCAUUGUCCCUGGAUUGAUAAUUGCGUCGGAGCCAAUAACCUACGCCAUUUUGUUCUAUAUAUUGCCUGCUUGGAGGUUGGUAUUGUCCUUUUCCUGCAGCUAACCUUUAAUUAUAUCAAUAGUUUGCCAGCACCCGUGCAGCCCCAGUGUAACAUCAUCAAUGAGACUCUCUGUGACUUUGUGCUCCGUGAUACGUUUACUCUUGUUCUCGAUCUAUGGGUAUGCAUUCAGCUGGUCUGGAUCACCAUGCUUGUUGCCGUCCAGAUGAUCCAAAUUUCUCGUAAUCAGACCACAUAUGAGAACAUGAGAGGGCACUCGGUUGACCGAAGCUAUCCUAGCUCGCGGGCUUUUGCCUCUGCAGUAACGGCUGGGACAACAUCCCUCAAUGCUGCCGGUCUAUCGUCUUCUGGUCAAGGUCCGAAUCCCGCACUUGCCCGGGGUGCUCCUCGCCAUCGAAAACAUGGUUGCUUGCAGCAAUGGUCGUCUCUUCUUGGCAUUGAUACGUUCUUUGCUACCGCGCGAGAUGGAUUGCGUGACGGCCCACGUGCUGUCCGGCCGAAGAACCCGUUCUCGCGGGGCAUUGUCACCAAUUGUCGAGAUUUCUGGUGUGACCCCGCUCCGUACUUUGGAAAACGAGAACCAGGCGCGGCUAUGCUUGGUGGCGAAGUGAUCAACUAUAACCGCAUGUAUGAGACUCCGUCCCGAAUGCACAGUGGUGGUGGGUAUCGGAGUCUGUCAGCUGAAGACCCGGAACAAGGUGUCUAAUUGUGGGUUUCUGUUGUUGGAUGGACAGAUCCUAGUAUGUGUUCCUGUGACCGGCUCUAGAAAGCACUGCAUUCUUCAAGCGCAAUUUUUAUGA
Aspergillus pseudonomiae is the source of this 2780-nucleotide messenger RNA. RefSeq names its product palmitoyltransferase AKR1. Gene Ontology annotation, cellular component: Golgi membrane. Bases 473 to 2686 code for a protein of 737 amino acids. NCBI's taxonomy places the organism in Eukaryota, Fungi, Ascomycota, Eurotiomycetes, Eurotiales, Aspergillaceae. The record is from RefSeq and is a predicted model, not a curated record. The transcript has 6 exons. Gene Ontology annotation, molecular function: protein binding; palmitoyltransferase activity. Gene Ontology annotation, biological process: protein palmitoylation.